Molecule: messenger RNA, 420 nt
Organism: Knipowitschia caucasica
Lineage: Eukaryota; Metazoa; Chordata; Actinopteri; Gobiiformes; Gobiidae
Source: the annotation of a GenBank genome assembly
AUGGCCGUGGACUUCCGCAGACGUCACUCUGCCGCUCCAGCCCCAGUGAACAUCCAGGGAAAGGACAUUGAGAGAGUGGACUCUUACAAGUACCUGGGUAUCAUCUUGUACGGUGUGGUCUGCUGGAGCAACAGCAUCACAGAGAGGGACAGGAAGAAGCUGGACAAGGUCAUCAGGAAGUCCAGCUCAGUCCUGGGCUGUUCCCUGGACACAAUGCAGCAGGUGGGGGACAGGAGGGUCCUGGACAAACUAACAUUAUUGCUGGACCAUGACUGUCACCCCCUGAUGACGGGACCUCUGGACCUGGCCUCCUCCAUCUACACCUGCGGACUGCCCUGCCCGACCCGCCUGGGAGUUCUUCAGUGCUGUACCAGACCUGUCCACGUUCAACGUCCACUGGUCCACUGGUCCACAGCUUAG